AUGAACGCUUUACAGCGAAUCUGCCCCGUUCACGGCGAUGGCAUCGCCUUCAUCCGCGACCCUCCCCGUCCCUUCCUCCCGCGCGGAUCCUUCCGCUCGCUCAUCCGCUGGAUGUAUUUCUCGUGGGUCUUCGGUGCCGUCUCUGUGGGCGUCGUGACCUUCUUCCAUAUUACCGGUUUGGUGUACCCUAACCAUGGCGUGUUCUCGAUCAUCCCUAAGCUUAUCGCGGAGUCAGACGAGCCUGUUGUGCGCUUCAAAGCAAUUGUUGUUGUGAUGCAGGUAUUGGUAUACCUCCGUUCGGUCAUCGUCACUACUCCUUCGUUCAUCGGCUGUCUCAACAUCUCACGCCCCCAACCCAUCUUCCGAACCUGGGUGGGUGCCUUUCUUCACAGCGCCUCAGCAGUGGCAACGUUCGUUAUGUCCAUGCAGAUUCUGCCUGGCGCGUGGUUCCUGUCGGUCAAGCUAGCCACGCAAGAGCAUGAUUACAUGCUUCAGCUUCAAGGAAAGGCCGUCCCGGUCGCACGCUUCGUUUCGGCAACUGUGAUCGCGGUCUUCAUGCUGAACCAGAUCAUCUGCGCCUACCUCAUGGCUAUCAUUUCGUUCGCCCAGAUAAUGCGCGCUAGAAAUGUCACUGGCUUUGAGAUAAUCGGCGUCGUUGUCUUAGGUUAUCUAGUGUUGCCGCGAGCCUAUGUAAAUCAGUAG
Molecule: messenger RNA, 702 nt
Organism: Annulohypoxylon maeteangense
Lineage: Eukaryota; Fungi; Ascomycota; Sordariomycetes; Xylariales; Hypoxylaceae
Exons: 2
Coding region: 1-702 (233 amino acids)
Source: RefSeq, a predicted model, not a curated record